AAAACAUUCACGGAAGAGAAAUGUCUUUGAAUUGACAGACGUGACACCCGAUACUUGGUCUGAAUAAAUGAAUCCAUAAAGGAUGACCCACGUGUAAAGAGCGGGCUGCAGGGUAACGCGAUGCCGCCCCUUUAAAACGCCGCCCGCUUGUAUAGAGAGCAGCGCGGAUGCUGAACCGCACCUGCUCUGUGUUAUCACACCUGCUGACCCUCUUUCAUCUCGUCUCAGCGUUAAAUAAAUCAGCUUAAAACACGUCGUUCUUAUACCUUUCCACUCGUGCGGAAGCAGCAAGGAAUUAACCAGGGUCUUAUUUAUUAGCCUGCACACGACACGCGUGCUGAGACGGAGCUGUUUCUGGGGAAGCGCUAAUCUUUAAGGCAGGAUGCCUGUGCAAAUUCCGGACGACGCAGAUUUCGCGUCUUUCAAGGAGCAGUGCGAAAGCCAUGAGUGCUGGAUACAGCGUUACAACAAGUCUGGCGUGUCGGUGUGGUGCAGAGACGAGGAGACCAAAACAGUGCAAAAACUUAAGAUGAGUAUUUUGUGCAAGGAUGUCAGUGCAGAAACGCUGUAUGAUGUCUUGCAUGACACAAGCUACCGGAAGAAAUGGGACACCAACAUGAUUGACACAUUUGAUAUUGCAAGGCUGACGGUCAAUGCAGAUGUAGGAUAUUAUUCCUGGAAAUGCCCGAGUCCACUGAAGAACAGGGAUUUUGUCACCAUGCGUUCAUGGCUCCCUCUUGGAAAUGACUACUUGAUAAUCAACUACUCAGUCAAACACCCGCAAUACCCACCAAAGAAAGACUUUGUCAGAGCAGUGUCUUUACUCACGGGAUACUUGAUCCAGUCUAAUGGAGCAAACUGCUGCACACUUUACUACUUAACACAAGUAGAUCCGAGAGGUUCCUUACCUAAAUGGGUAGUGAAUAGAGUCUCUCAAUUUGUGGGACCAAAGGCCAUGAGGAAGAUCUACAAGGCGUGUCUGAAGUACCCUGAGUGGAAACGGAAACACAACCCUAAUCUGAAGCCGUGGAUGUACCCCGAGCAGAACACACUACCAUGCAUGAGUGUUUCAGAGCUCACUGUCCAGAGAGCAGAUUCCCUUGAGAACAUCGAUGAGAGCGGCUUGAAUGAAGAUAAGAUCCAAAACCACAGCGAAGAUGAGGAAACCUAAACCCCCAGACUUUGCUUUUUCAUGAGUGUGCAUGUAUGUGUGGGAGUGUGAGGAAGUCAGUGCACAUUGAUUUACAUCAGUAGUUCUGCAGAGUAUGAAUUACCUGUUUUCAGCUGCAUCUUAUGCAUGCUUUGCUAUGCACUGCUGAUGACCAUAAUGGUGCUCCUUUCAAGGUUUUGACAUAUUAAUGAUCAUGAUUGUUUGCACUACCAAUCUUAAUUUAUUAGAAUUGCACAUAUCAUUAAUACAAGUUUGAGGAUUUUAUUCUAAAUGAGCUCACUUAAACAUGAAAACAAAGAAAUUGGCACAUUACUCAAGUUACAUUUUAAUUCUUUUUGGCUGCAGUUGCAAUGUUUUUCAGUCACUUCUUCUGUGAGUGAGCACUGGUUUUGUAGUGUAUUUUAUGGUUUCAACUCAAGUCUUUUUUCUCCUGUUCUUUCUCAACUCAGUGACUGUAAAUCAAAUGUCCAGUUUCAUUUGUCAGUUUUAUCUGCACAUUUACAGUCUCAUUUCCAGGGCAACCUACCUGUGAGAAGUGAGAGUUCUCCAGAGCUCUGUGGCUGGCUACAGGGAUUUUCACUUCAAUAUCUUUACCUAUGCAUCAAUAAGAUCUCAGGAUUUGUUUAAAAAAACAACAACAAAAAAACAGUGCUGUCUGCCUUUCUCAAAUAUACAUUGUGUGUUUCUAUCUCUCUGGUCACUUUUACAUAUUCAUUUAUGAAUAAAUAUCUUUAUCUUGUACUUUGAGAAUGAUUUAUGCAUCCAUGUAUUUGUUCUGUGUUAUUCUCAUAGUAGAUUGGAGCAUGCAUGCUUUCUAUAAGGCUCUGGCAUCAAUUGUCAAGCAUGCUUAGAUAUUUUUUAUUUAUUUGCAUGUACCAUUUAUAUCCAUUUUCUGGCUGAGCCUUUGGUAAGUUGUUGUACUGUUUUGAGCUAGUCUUGCAGUCUGAUUCAGACUUUAAGCGUCUUGGGGAGGAAACUACUUUUAAUCACUUUCAGUGACAAAGCAUGAGAAGGAAUGUUUUUGAGACUUUCUGGUACUUUGAAAUGAGUGUGAAGUGACACAAAGAGAAUUUGCUUUUCUUUUCUCCUCCAUUUGGCAAGAAAGAGAGGUCUGUGCCUGCCUCCACUCUUUUCCAUCCAAAAGCCUACAGCUGGUCACCACUCCUCAAACUCUCCAUUGUCUCGGACACUUCCUGCUUCCCAUUUGGAGCAGUUCCUGCCUGCACCAGUCAGAUUGUUCUGCAGGGACGGAAACUGCACAAGUUAAACCUCUCUGGUUUCUCACAACACGCUCCUUUUACUUUUACAGCAUUUAUGAAUUUCAUUACAUCCUAUUUUCAGAAGUUCUAUUUUCUUAAAUAAUAUGUAUUUCCUAUGACUGUGUUGUAAUGCAGUGCUUUUCAUUGUUAACAUUCAAACAAAUUAGUCAAAUUUGUGGACGGAUUUGUACACAUUUAUACAAGGUACAUUUUCAAAUGAUAGUUUAAGCUAUGUGUUUGUGUGAUUGUCAGUUUAACCAAAGAAUAUAACUACUUACUACUGACUGCAUAUCAUUUGUUUGCUCCUGAAUAUUCUACUCCAAACACAUUUACUGUGGUGGCCUUUUGACAGGAGGAAAUAAAUGUGUCAUUUUGUCUA
Molecule: messenger RNA, 2809 nt
Organism: Tachysurus vachellii
Lineage: Eukaryota; Metazoa; Chordata; Actinopteri; Siluriformes; Bagridae
Gene: stard15
Product: StAR-related lipid transfer (START) domain containing 15
Exons: 6
Coding region: 383-1171 (262 amino acids)
Molecular function (GO): lipid binding
Source: RefSeq, a predicted model, not a curated record